Molecule: messenger RNA, 2957 nt
Organism: Hirundo rustica (Barn swallow)
Lineage: Eukaryota; Metazoa; Chordata; Aves; Passeriformes; Hirundinidae
Gene: INPP5J
Product: inositol polyphosphate-5-phosphatase J
Exons: 12
Coding region: 20-2497 (825 amino acids)
Biological process (GO): phosphatidylinositol dephosphorylation; negative regulation of peptidyl-serine phosphorylation
Cellular component (GO): ruffle; plasma membrane; cytoplasm
Molecular function (GO): phosphatidylinositol-3,4,5-trisphosphate 5-phosphatase activity; phosphatidylinositol-4,5-bisphosphate 5-phosphatase activity
Source: RefSeq, a predicted model, not a curated record
CUCCGGUCUCCUUCUGCCCAUGGAGCCGGCCCGGCCCGGCAGCGCAGACCGGGGUUCGGCGGCCGACCCGGGCUCCCGAGCCGGCCCCCCGCGCGGCCCCGGGAGCACGGCUCUGCUCCCGCCUGACGCUGGGGCUUCGGCGGCGCCUUUCCUCGGCGGCUGCGUCCCGGGAGGCCGUAGGAGCUCCCGACCGGACGGGCACGGCUUCGGGCACGGCUGCUUGCUGCGCGCAGGAACCGAGGAGCGGCCUCCGGCCCGGACGCCCCCCGAGGGUCUCUCGCUGCCGGCCCUGCUGCCCUCCGUCCCGGGCGGUCCCCCGUCCCCGGCAAAUCCCGGCCGGGCUGCCUUCCCCGCGCCGGCCCCGUCGGAACGGCGGGAGAUGCUGCCCAAAGCGGAGUCCAGCGAUCACAUCGCGGCCUGGGCAGGCCCCGCCGUGCCCCGCGCCCCCACGCUGCCUAAGGCCGUGUCCAGCGAGUUCCUCGCCAGCGGGUGGGCGGGCCUGGCCCCCCGAGUGGAGCCGGGCGAGCUGCCCGUCGUCGCCCGGCCCCUCGACCGGCUCGGCCCCGGCGACGUCUGUGAUCCGCUGCCGGACUGCCCGGCGGACGGCGCUUUCCGCAUCACAGUGGUCACCUGGAACGUAGGUACAGCCAUGCCCCCAAAUGAUGUGACGUCCUUGCUGCACCUCAACACGGGCGAGACAAACGAUGUGGACUUGAUCGCCAUUGGGCUGCAGGAGGUAAACUCCAAGAUAAACAAGCGCUUGAAGGAUGCCCUCUUCACAGAUCAGUGGAGUGAACUCUUCAUGGAUGUGCUGAGCCCCUUCCACUUCAUCCUGGUCAGCACAGUGCGGAUGCAAGGUGUGAUCCUACUGGUGUUUGCCAAGUACUACCACCUGCCCUUCCUGCAGGACAUCCAGACAGACUGCACCAGGACAGGGCUGGGGGGAUACUGGGGCAACAAGGGCGGGGUGAGUGUUCGUUUGUCCAUCUUCGGCCACAUGGUCUGCUUCCUGAACUGCCACCUGCCAGCACACCUGGAGAAGGCAGAGCAGCGCAAGGAGGACUUUGCCACCAUACUGCACAUGCAGCAGUUUGAGGGGCCUGUGGCCAACGGCAUCCUGGACCAUGACCUCGUGUUCUGGUUUGGGGACCUCAAUUUCCGCAUCGAGAGCCUGGACAUCUGCUUUGUGAAGUAUGCCAUCGACAGCAAUGUCCUGAGCCAGCUCUGGGAGAAGGAUCAGCUGAACAUUGCUAAAAGCACGUGGCCUGUUCUCAGAGGCUUCCAGGAGGGACCCCUGAACUUCCCACCCACUUUCAAAUUUGACGUGGGCACCAACAAGUAUGACAGCAGUGCCAAGAAGCGAAAACCUGCCUGGACUGACCGCAUCUUGUGGAAAAUAAAACCUCCCAGCAAGGGGUUGGGCACAGGUGGGCACCGGCCCAGCCAGGGUGUGCUGUCAGUGAGCCAGCUGUGCUACUGCAGUCACAUGGAAUAUACUGUCAGCGACCACAAGCCAGUAGCUGCCAUCUUUGCCGUGCAGUUUGCUUCCAAGGUGGACAAGCCCCUGGUUGAGAUUUAUGUGGCUGACGAGUGGAACAGGCCUGAGCAGGCAGUUGUCAGGUACAAGAUGGCUGUUGGCUUCCACCGGAGCUCCUGGGACUGGAUAGGACUCUACCGGGUGGGCUUUCGGCACCCUAAAGACUACGUGUCCUAUGUCUGGGCCAGGAGCGAUGAUGGGGAGCGCUGCCUGGAGAAGCAGCUCUGUGCACAGGUGAUGUUCUCUGAGGAAGCACUGCCCAAGGGGAAUGGCGAGUACAUCCUUGGGUAUUACAGCAACACCUCCAGUAGCAUCGCUGGUGUGACUGAGCCCUUCCAGAUUUCCCUCCCCAGGUCAGAGGAGGGCAGCAGCUCUACGGACAGCUCAGGCAGCAGCUCAGAAGAGGAUGACAGUACACUUGUCCUCCUGGCCCCCAAAUCCCGUAGCCCCAGCCCGGGCAAGAUGAAACGUCACCGGAGCCGAAGCCCCAGCCUGGCCAAGUUCCAGGGCCUCAUCCUGCGGCCAUCAAGCCGGGACAGGGGUACAAGCCGCAGUCCCUCACCCCAAAGCCGUUGCAGCCUCCCCAGGAAUAUCCCAACCAUCCAUCUGCCCCAGGAGGAGCAGGGGCACCAUGGAGUCAAAAGCAAGGAGUUGGGACAGGCAGCAGAGAGCCCAGAGGGCAGCUGGUUCUACCAGACUGUGCAGGAGCAACGUGGCCUCCAGCGUGUCUCUGCUGACAGCUCCCUGGCCAGGGCUGAUCCCCGGAAUCUGGGCCUGCUGCCUGCACUGCGCCUGGAGAUGAUAGACCAAGCCCUGGGCCGGCGGCGGGAGAGCACAGACCAGGGCUAUUAUCCCUGCCGGAGAAUGAGCCCCACCAGCCCCGCAGGCUGUGGCACCUCCCCAAAUGAGGGGCACAGCCCCCAGGAACUGGACAGACAUAGCUGUGCCAUGGGCCGUUGAUGCAGUGGCUUCCUUCCUUCUCCGCAAAGCGCGCUUGCUCUGUACUUUCCUCUGCCACUUCCCUGCUGAGACACUCCCUCCCUUAUUUAUUGCAGUGACUCCUCACCCCUGUUGUGUGCCUGGCAGGUAGAGGCCCCCCCUCCCUGCCCCCAUCCCAAGCUUCUGCCCUGGGCAGGGCUGUGAGGUGACAACACUAGGGAGGGUGGGCAAAGCUGGUCUAAUGCGGUUUGGGGAACCCCUCAUGAACUUCAAUGCAGGACUCUUGUCCCAUGGGAGGAGUGCUGGCCUCACACCUGAGGUAGCACUAGAGGCCAGGGCAGGGCUCUGGCAGGAAUGGUGAUGGGCACAGAGCAAGGACCACCACAGGGUACCCUGGAGAUCAAAGCUUGCUCCUUCCCUGCUCUACCACUGUGCCUCAGCCUGAACAUAGUGAAAGUCACAAAAUAAAUGAUCCUGCCCA